Ziziphus jujuba (common jujube) is the source of this 1480-nucleotide messenger RNA. RefSeq names its product feruloyl CoA ortho-hydroxylase F6H1-3. Lineage: Eukaryota; Viridiplantae; Streptophyta; Magnoliopsida; Rosales; Rhamnaceae. Bases 269 to 1357 code for a protein of 362 amino acids. The record is from RefSeq and is a predicted model, not a curated record. The transcript has a single exon.
AUAGAUGGAGUUGGUGCGAAUAUUAAUAGUAAUAACAAUAAUUUUGAAUAUUAAAAUAGCAAAGGAGGACGGUGGGGUGGCUGCUAAUUCUGAGGCAUUCUACUAUAAAUAAGCUCUUCAUCUCUCCUAAGUUUCAUCAUCGCCUGGCUUCAAAUUCAUUAGUUAGCUACUAGCUACUUAUUUCAUAUUCCGCAUUCAUACCCUCAUUACAUAAUACUACUUUAUAGUUAAGGCUCUAAAUUUUUUAAGGCGCAACAUCUCGCAAGCAAUGGCUCCAACAUUGGCUGUUAUCAACAACAUCACCAACCCUGCCUCUGAUUUCUCAGACUUUGUGCUAACCAAAGGUCAUGGAGUAAAGGGUCUAUCAGAAACAGGCAUCGAAACCCUUCCAAAACAAUAUAUCCAACCUCUGGAAGAAAGGCUUUGCAUGACCAAAAUCAUCCCAGAGAACGCCAUUCCCAUCAUCGACCUAUCCGACCCCAACACCACCGGUGUUGCGGACACCAUUUGUAAUGCGGCAGAGAGGUGGGGGUUCUUUCAGAUUGUCAACCACGGAGUCCCCCUUCAAGUUCUGGAGAAUGCCAAGGAAGCAACCCGCCGCUUCUUUCGGCUGCCUGCUCAAGAGAAGAACAAGUAUUCCAAGGACAAUUCGCCUUCCAACACCGUCCGCUAUGGCACCAGCUUUAGCCCGCAGGCAGAGAAAGCUCUGGAGUGGAAGGACUACCUCAGUCUCUUCUAUGUCUCUGAUGAUGAAGCCUCUGCAUUGUGGCCUGCUGCUUGCAGGGAUGGUUUGCUAGAGUACAUGAGGAAGAGCGAAGCAGUUGUUAAACAACUACUGAAGGUGCUGAUGGAGAAACUCAAUGUGACAGAGAUUGACAAAAGCAAAGAAGAUCUUCUAAUGGGAUCUCGCAGAAUUAACAUAAACUACUAUCCCAUCUGCCCAAACCCUGAGCUCACCGUGGGAGUCGGCCGCCAUUCCGAUGUCUCAACUCUUACAAUCCUUCUCCAAGAUGAUAUUGGCGGACUGUACGUGCGGGACCUACAAGACAACAGCUGGAUCCAUGUCCCUCCGGUGGAAGGCUCCAUUGUCAUCAACGUGGGAGAUGCGUUGCAGAUAAUGAGCAAUGGCCGAUACAAGAGCGUCGAGCACCGUGUGGUUGCCAACAGGAGCAAGAACAGGAUAUCAGUUCCCAUUUUUGUGAACCCACGGCCCCAUGACAUCAUCGGCCCGUUGCCUGAAGUGCUUGCAAGUGGAGAACAACCCAUUUACAAGAGAGUUCUGUAUUCGGACUACGUCAAGCACUUCUUCAGAAAGUCUCACGAUGGGAAGGGUACUGUUGACUACGCAAAGAUAUGAAUCUUUUUUAACUUUUUACCCACCGUCUUCUUCUGAUUUAUAAGCAUCAAAUUCUUUUGUGUUGCAACAAGUGACAAUAAACGUGAUCAAAAGCGUAUCGAUGAUUAAAGCAAUUAAGAGUGA